CUCGUGGAGCGUCUUUCCGUCUGAACCACAAGGCUAGAGGAUCCCCAUCGCCCCCUGAAAUCCGUUUGAGAUGGCGGCGACGGAGCCCAAGGCAGUGACUGAGGUCGCCAAGAUGGACCUGUUCGAAGACGAUGACGAGUUCGAAGAGUUUGAAAUCAAUGAAGAAUGGGAGGACAAAGAGGAAGGCAAGGAAGUGACACAACAGUGGGAGGAUGACUGGGAUGAUGAUGACGUUAAUGAUGACUUCUCUCUGCAGCUGAGGAGGGAACUGGAAAACAACAUUGAGAAGAAAGAUUAGUCUGCAGGCUCAGUCAUUUGCUCAUCCCUUUCUGUUCUCUGCACCAUAUGAGUUGGUUGAAGUUGAGAUGGGUUUGCUUGAUUUUCUUUUCAAACCAUCAGAUGCCUG
Molecule: messenger RNA, 406 nt
Organism: Rosa rugosa (rugosa rose)
Lineage: Eukaryota; Viridiplantae; Streptophyta; Magnoliopsida; Rosales; Rosaceae
Product: protein DELETION OF SUV3 SUPPRESSOR 1(I)-like
Exons: 1
Coding region: 71-298 (75 amino acids)
Biological process (GO): mRNA export from nucleus; proteasome assembly; double-strand break repair via homologous recombination
Cellular component (GO): proteasome regulatory particle, lid subcomplex; proteasome complex
Source: RefSeq, a predicted model, not a curated record